Messenger RNA from Aspergillus pseudonomiae, 849 nucleotides. RefSeq lists its product as uncharacterized. NCBI's taxonomy places the organism in Eukaryota, Fungi, Ascomycota, Eurotiomycetes, Eurotiales, Aspergillaceae. The record is from RefSeq and is a predicted model, not a curated record. The coding region runs from base 1 to 849 and encodes 282 amino acids. The transcript is spliced from 3 exons.
AUGGCUCUGUUUUUCCUUGGUUGGUACCACAUCACAGCUGGGUCCGUGGAAUCCGUUGGGAUUCGCGAGAAUUACUAUAAUACCCUCUCACAUGCAGUUCUCCUGCUGCUCGCAAUGAGCGAAGGAAUCUUACUGCUCUCCUCCGCUGUUGGGCUGUGGCCCCGUCAGACUAAUCGGACACCCGACUAUUAUGAUGCUGUAUUACUUCUUAUGUGCAGCCUGGUAAUGGUUGUGGUCUUGAUUGUUGGGUACCACUCAGAUGAGGACUGGCACUUUUUUCUAACACGAUUGGAGCAUUCAUCGUAUACCAUAAUGGUGCUUUGUGGGUCACUAACCAGCAUCAUGCUCAGCACAAGGAAGGGACAUCAGAACAAAAGAAAUAUUCUCCCGGCACUUACCUCUGUGAUUCUCGGGCUACUGUUCACAUCGCAUCAACAAGAGGCCAUGCUGGUCAAGAAAGUCCAUGAAGCCCUCGGGUAUACUAUGAUGACUGCGGCGGCUUUCAGGAUUAUCGAAAUCUUGGUUGUACCCCAUUGGCCGGUCAAUGUUUCAACAGACGCCUAUAGUAUUCUGCGUUAUGUGACUUCACUGUUGGUGGUGAUUCUCAGCUUCGUGUCAUUUGGAUCGUCGAGGGAUUUGUGUCAAGCAAUCGAAGAAACUGGAUUCAUGGCUGCCCCAUACGUGGCCAUUCUAUACACAUGUGGCCUUAUCUACUUCUCCUUUCUUGCCAACCUCAUCCAUCGCAUCAAGGAUCAUUUGUAUCCUGAUGAAAGCGAUGAAAAAUACGAAUAUUCAUCUUUGCCAGGAAUGCAAUCGGACAGACUUGGAUAUAAUCAGAACUUGGACUGA